CUACCACCGUAGGAAGUUUGGAAGCCGGUGGCGUGUCACAAAUAGGUAACGCUGUUCCUUCUUGUUGUUCAGGCCCUCGCUCUGGAAGGAUGUGGAAACUUUUGCUGGCAUUGCUGGCUCUCCUACCAGAUGUCUUUGCUGGGGCGGACUCAAAAGCUGUCACAACAACACUAACUACAAAGUGGCCUUCCACUCCCCUAAUCUUAGAGGCCAGUGAAUUCCUGGCUGAGGAAAACCAGGACAAGUUCUGGGAUUUUGUGGAAGCCAAUCAGCAUAUUGAAAAUGAUGAACAUGAUGGCACGGAUCUGUCCUACUAUGGGCUGAUCCAGAAGCGAGCCCAGCCUCUGCUCAGCCCAGUGCAGCUGAACCUGCUGAAGUUCGCCCUUUCUCUCAGAGCUUACUCCUCCACUGUGCACUCCUUCCAGCAGAUUGCAUCCAAUGAGCCCCCUCCAGCGGGCUGUACUGCUUUCUUUAAUGUUCACGGAAAGAAGAGUUGUAACACCGAGCAUUUGUCAGACCUGCUGGACACUGCGUCAGAACGGCCAAAGCCAUAUCUUUUCAAAGGAGAUCACAAAUUCCCUUCGACCAACCCAGAGGCUCCUGUAGUCAUCCUGUAUGCUGAAAUGGGGACUGAUGAGUUCUCCAGGUUACACCAGCUGAUGGUUUCCAAAGCCAACGAGGGCCUGAUUGUCUACGUCUUGCGCCAUUUUGUUGCCAAUCCUAGCAAGAAUAAAGUGUACCUGUCUGGCUAUGGUGUCGAGCUCGCCAUUAAAAAUCAGGAAUACAAAGCCAAGGACGACACUCAGGUUCAAGGAGGUGGUGAAACCAAUGCUACCCUUGUCGGAGAGAGAGACGGUGUUGAUGAAGUCCAGGGCUUUCUCUUUGGCAAACUACGUACUAUGUAUCCUGAACUGAAGGAACAGCUGAGAGAACUCAGGAAGCACCUGGUAGAGAGCACCAAUGAAAUGGCUCCCCUCAAAGUGUGGCAGAUGCAAGAUCUCAGUUUCCAGACGGCAGCACGAAUCCUGGCAGCACCAGCAGCUGACGCGCUCACCGUGAUGAGGGAUCUGAGCCAGAACUUCCCCACCAAGGCCAGGUCUAUCACCAAGACGGCUGUGAGCGCGGAGAUUCGUAAAGAGAUUGAAGAAAACCAGAAGUUCUUUAAAGGCACUCUGGGUCUUCAGCCAGGCGAGUCGGCCUUCUUCAUCAACGGCCUCCACAUUGACCUGGACGCGCAGGACAUCUUCAGUGUGUUUGAUGUGCUGCGUAACGAGGCUCGGGUGAUGGAGGGUCUGCGCAGCCUGCUCAUCGAUACGCCCUUCAUCCACGACAUUCUCAAGCUCAACGUCCAGCCCUCCGACUCCGACUACGCCGUAGACAUCCGCAGCCCCGCCAUCAAUUGGAUCAAUAACCUGGAGACGGAUCGGAGGUACGCCGGGUGGCCGUACAACGUCCAGGAGCUGCUGCGGCCCACCUUUCCUGGAGUCAUCCGCCAGAUCCGCAAAAACUUCCACAACCUGGUGAUCAUCCUGGACCCCAACCAGGAGAACUCUGCAGAGCUGCUGAGUGUGGCUGAGAUGUUCUACAGCAACAACAUCCCUCUGAGGAUUGGUUUGGUGUUUGUGGUGAAUGAUGAGGAGGACGUGGACGGCAUGCAGGAUGCUGGAGUCGCCAUGCUGCGAGCCUUCAACUACAUCGCUGAUGAGGUGGACAACCAGCAAGCCUUUGAUGCCAUCAUCAGUAUGCUGAACAGGGUCCCCAAGGGUGGGAAUCUGAAGGUGGAGCACGUGGUGGGGGUCCUGGAGAAGAGCUACCCCUAUGUGGAGGUCUCCAGCAUUCUGGGCGCUGACUCAGCCUACGACAAAAACAGGAAGGAGGGUAAGGCCUACUUUCAGCAGACUGGUGUGGGACCUCUGCCGGUGGUGCUGUACAACGGCAUGCCCUACCAGAGAGAGCAGCUAGACCCAGACGAGAUGGAGACGGUCACCAUGCAGAAGAUCCUGGAGACCACCACCUUCUUCCAGAGGGCCGUCUACCUGGGAGAGCUGGCCAGUGACCACGAUGUGGUGGACUUCAUCAUGAACCAGCCUAAUGUGGUCCCGCGCAUCAACUCCAGGAUCCUGUCCACCAGCAGGCACCACCUGGACCUCUCCCACACCAACAACCAUUUCAUCGAUGACUACGCCCGCUUCCUCUUCCUGGACACGAGAGAGAAGAACACGGCGGUGGCCAACAGCAUGAACUACAUGACAAAGAAAGAUGAUGGCAUCAUCCGGCCAGUGACGUUCUGGGUGGUGGGCGACUUUGAUCAGCCUUCAGGCAGACAGAUGCUGUACGACGCCAUCAGGCACAUGAAAUCAAGUAACAACGUCCGGCUGGGCAUGAUCAACAACCCCAGCGAGAACCCCACCAACGAGAGCAGCCUGAUUGCUCGCGCCAUCUGGGCAGCCAUGCAGACCCAGACCGCCAACAACGCCAAGAACUUUAUCACUAAGAUGGCCAAGGAGGAGACCGCUAAAGCCAUAUACGCUGGGGCAGACAUCAGCGACUUCGCAGUUGGGGGCAUGGAUGUGUCUCUGUUUAAGAGCGCGUACAGCGGCCCCAAGGUGGACUUCCUGCUGUCCCACGCUGCCUACUGUCGGGAUGUCCUCAAGCUACAGAAGGGUCAGAGGGCCGUCAUCAGCAAUGGCCGAAUUAUUGGUCCUCUGGAGGAAGGGGAGGUCUUUAAUCAAGAUGACUUCCUGCUUCUAGAGAGCAUCAUUUUGAAGACGUCUGGAGAGCGAAUCAAGACCAUUGUCCAGAGACUAGGCGUGGAAGAGGACAGGGCCAGUGAUUUGGUGAUGAAAGUGGACUCUUUGCUGUCAUCACAGCCCAAAGGCGAGGCCAGGAUGGAGUAUGGCUUUGCCGAUGACCGAUACAGUGCUGUGAAGAUUAGGCCGAAAGAGGAGGAAGUGUACUUUGACGUGGUUGCCGUGGUCGACCCCGUGACCAGAGAUGCACAGAAGUUGGCGCCUCUGCUCCUGGUGCUAAAGCAACUGGUCAAUGUCCACCUGCGCAUCUUCAUGAACUGCCAGUCCCGACUCUCGGACAUGCCGCUGAAGAGCUUUUACCGCUACGUGCUGGAGUCGGAGUUGAGCUUCCAGGCUGAUAACAGCCUAUCGCUGGGACCCAUGGCCAAGUUCCUGGACAUGCCCCAGUCGCCCCUAUUCACCCUGAACAUCAACACCCCCGACAGCUGGAUGGUGGAGUCGGUCCAUACACGCUACGACCUGGACAACAUCUACCUGGAGGAGGUGGACAGUGUUGUCCCUGCGGAGUAUGAGCUAGAGUAUCUGCUCCUGGAAGGCCACUGUUUUGACGUGAGCACAGGGCAGCCCCCCCGUGGCCUGCAGUUCACCCUGGGCACGGCCACUGACCCCGUCAUCGUGGACACCAUCGUCAUGGCCAACCUGGGCUACUUCCAGCUCAAGGCUAACCCAGGAGCCUGGGUCCUCAAACUCCGCAAGGGCAGAUCUGAAGACAUCUACAAAAUCUACAGCCACGAUGGCACCGACUCCCCUGCCGACGCUGAUGAUCUCAUUGUGGUCCUCAACAACUUCAAGAGCAAGAUCAUCAAAGUGAAGGUCCAGAAGAAGCCGGAGAAGAUGAACGAGGAGCUGCUGAGCGAUGGUGCCCACGAGAACGACUCGGGAUUCUGGGAAUCUCUCACAAGAGGCUUCACGGGCGGGAGCAAGACGGACGAGAGCAAGCAGGAGAAGGACGACGUCAUCAACAUCUUCUCCGUGGCCUCGGGGCACCUGUACGAACGCUUCCUCAGGAUCAUGAUGCUCUCCGUGCUGAAGCACACAAAGACGCCCGUCAAGUUCUGGUUCCUGAAGAACUACCUGUCCCCAACAUUCAAAGAGUUCAUCCCUUACAUGGCAGAGGAGUAUGGCUUCCAGUAUGAGCUCAUCCAGUACAAGUGGCCCCGCUGGCUGCACCAGCAGACGGAGAAGCAGCGCAUCAUCUGGGGCUACAAGAUCCUCUUCCUGGACGUGCUCUUCCCCCUGGCCGUGGACAAGAUCCUCUUUGUGGACGCUGACCAGAUCGUGCGCACUGACCUGAAGGAGCUACGUGACUUUGACCUGGAGGGGGCGCCGUACGGCUACACACCCUUCUGCGAGAGUCGCAGGGAGAUGGACGGCUACCGCUUCUGGAAGUCUGGCUACUGGGCCAGCCACCUGGCCGGACGCAAGUACCACAUCAGUGCCCUGUAUGUGGUGGACCUAAAGAAGUUCAGGAAGAUUGCAGCAGGGGACCGUCUGAGGGGACAGUACCAGGGACUCAGUCAAGAUCCCAACAGUCUCUCUAACCUGGACCAGGAUCUGCCCAACAACAUGAUCCAUCAGGUCCCCAUCAAGUCCCUCCCUCAGGAGUGGCUGUGGUGCGAGACCUGGUGUGACGACGCGUCCAAGAAGAAGGCCAAGACUAUCGAUCUGUGCAAUAACCCCCAGACCAAAGAGCCCAAACUACAGGCGGCCGUGCGCAUCGUGGCCGAGUGGAGCGACUACGACAAGGAGGUGAAGCGCUUCCACAGAAAGUUCCAGAAGGAUAAGGAGAGUGGAGGAAGUAGCACAGAGGACGACCAGAGCGCACAAACAGAUUCUGACCCGCAUACCGAACUGUGAGCACAGCCCUUACAGUUGAGGAAGACUCGACUCUGUUUAAAGAGUUGCUUGCGUGUUUGUUUUUUUGAACUGAAGCCAAUUCUCAUGGAACAUGGCUGCUAUUUGAGCUGAGAGACUUGAUCCAAAAAAAGAAACAUCUAUCCGUCUUUGGUUUGUGAUUAGCUAAGGUGUAGGGUUGUAGGUAUGGCAUCGCCUAGUGUUUGGGAGAGGAGAGAGGUCUGGGCUCAGAGCUCAUAUUUAGAGAAUUGGUCACAUCUGGCCUCAUUGGUACUGUACGUCCCAUGCUCUCUCAUUUAGAGUUUUUGACUUGUGAGCCCAGGUAUAUACACACACACACACACAUUGAUUUGAUUGUGAUUUAUUUGUUGCACAACAUAGAAUGCUUUUCUGAUUAAUUGUUAAAAUAUUUGUUAAAAGUAAAUUUGUAGUACAUUUUCUGUGUAUAUGUGUGUGUGUGUGAGAAAGGGAGAGAGAGAGAGAGUCUGCACGUGUGUGGUGGGACCAUGGAGUAGUAGUUUGUAUCUCUGCAUUACCUUACAUGAGUGGAGCCAUUGUGUGUGUGUGAAUUUAUUUGUUUGUUUGUGUGUGUUUGUGAUGUCUUUCAGACUUUCGAAGAGAAAAGAAUACAACACAUUUGUAUAAACCAUAAGACCACUGCUCCAUUUGCCUCAUAAAGCCACCCCUCAUAUAGAAUAGUGUCAGACUCAGGGAGGAAUACUUAGGCCUGUCACAAGCAUGGACAGCAUGGUAACAAGUGUGAUUUUACUCCAAAUGCAAUGUGUAUCAGGCCUAUGCAGUGAAAAAAAACCUUGGCAUUCCAGUCCAGUGCCACUUCUGAAGCAUUCAGAUGAAGCCACUAUAUAUGUUUUCAUUACUGUUAGGAUUUAAGGGUCAAAGCCACACGUUUCAGAGACCAGAUCAGCACUGGGUUAAUGGCUGACGGCUCACGGUCUCGCUCGUCCUAGCUCUGUAUUUUCUGAUGAAAUGUAUACAGGAAGGAGGCAAUCAAGUCUCCUAAUGGAAGUUCCCUUUCAACAAAGCACAGUUCGGAGACAAUGAAGUCUCAAGGCUCCAGUUAGUUUCUCCUGAACCAGCAGGUAGUGAAUGGCGUCCUCUACUGGCACCAGUCAGAAUUGCAUGGAUAAAACAAAAAAUAAUAAUUUCCAAAUGGCUGGAUUUUAUAAUCCUCCUCUAUUUCGGCUGAUGUCUUUGGUUAUGAUAGUCUUUUUGCGGAGAGUGAUUGGCCACUAUUUAAGGUUUCCUCUUUUAUUGUCAUCACAGCCAUAAACAAAAAGCUCAAUCUGCAUCUGAAACAGGUUUGCGGCACAAGCAGUCCUAUCCCAUAGUCCACUGCUCCUACCCGUGUGUAGAGGCUGGCUGCUCUUUUGGGGGAACUUGACCACUUGGCUGAUGCUGUUAUGAACUCCCCCCAUCCCUUGAGAGGUUUCAUUUGUGUUCCCCCCAAAUGCCUUUCUGAGAGACAGCAUAGUUGGUGAUGAGCAGAUUGUGCUGUACUUUGUGCCUUUUCCUGUAAGGAAGAGUGAAGGUGCAAAGGCCCCUUUGGCCAUCAUGCUGUUUGUGUGUGUGUGUUUUUUUCAGCUGUUCUCCGUUUUUUGGGUAUGUGUCAAUCAUUCUGGGGAUAAAAAAGCAGACUACUUUCUAGUCACUUGUGGACUUUUGUUUGAUUCUAAGAUUGUAUGAAGUGAAUUAUGGCAUAUCAAUAUUUUGUAAUAAAAUACAACUACCAAACACAA
Messenger RNA from Alosa sapidissima (American shad), 6421 nucleotides. It is a transcript of the gene uggt1, whose product is annotated as UDP-glucose glycoprotein glucosyltransferase 1. The record is from RefSeq and is a predicted model, not a curated record. Bases 90 to 4667 code for a protein of 1525 amino acids. Lineage: Eukaryota; Metazoa; Chordata; Actinopteri; Clupeiformes; Clupeidae. The transcript is spliced from 40 exons. Gene Ontology annotation, cellular component: endoplasmic reticulum. Gene Ontology annotation, molecular function: UDP-glucose:glycoprotein glucosyltransferase activity.